Papaver somniferum (opium poppy) is the source of this 612-nucleotide messenger RNA. RefSeq lists its product as uncharacterized. The record is from RefSeq and is a predicted model, not a curated record. Lineage: Eukaryota; Viridiplantae; Streptophyta; Magnoliopsida; Ranunculales; Papaveraceae. Bases 61 to 504 code for a protein of 147 amino acids. The transcript has 2 exons.
UAUCUGCUUCCAAAGUUUCUAACUUCAAUUUUGUUGUGUUCUGUCAACAUAAGCUUUUAGAUGAAAUAUAGUGUUAUACAACAUAAGCAUCAUACUGAUAUUAAUGUAUUUGCUGUACAGAAAAGAGAAGGAAAGUGGACAAGUGAUUCACCCCCUCCACGAGAAUUAUUAUGGAUACUUGCACGCCAAAAUGAAAAUAGGGAGUAUAAGACUGAUGAAAUUGGUGAAGUUGCUGCUCAAAUUGAUGACUGCUCGAAAAAGAUCAAAGAGGGUACAAUUUUCUGUGAAGGUAAGACAGAUGCCGUUGUAAAGAUUUUGGGUGAAGAACAUGGUGGAAGAGUAAGGGCUGCAGGUACAAGAGUGACCCAUAGUCAGUAUUUUGACACUCCUCGACAGCGUGGAUCAUCAAAUAAAGAUAAUCUGAAUAAAAUCAGAGAACUGGAAGAGCAACUAAGAGUGAAAGAUGUGCAAGCACGAAUAAGUGAAGAGAACUUGAGAAAAUAAUUCCAACAACAAUUGGAGGAACAGUCACUAGACACAGAGAGAAAAUUGCAGAAACAAUUCCUUCAGUUCAAAGAAUUAUUGGGCAAAUCCCAAUAUGAUACGAUUCAG